AGGGACGUUAUUUUGAAAUGCUCAUUUUAAACUGUGGGAUGGAAGCUAACACUGGAACUGUGACAUCAUCCUGCACACAGGGGCCAGGAGAAACAGCCAUUUGCUGUUUGAGAAAGUCUGCUUUUCAUUUACAGUUUGGGUCAGUCAGUGAGGAGGCCUUGCCUGUAACACCAGAGACAAUCCAGUUCUGAGCUGCAUCUUACACCAAAGGCAGAUCACUUUUCUACGUCUCUGACCCAGUUGGAGGAAUUGCGAAUGGAUUAAAAUUUAUAGAUAUAUAUUAACAAUCCCAACUUCCUCCCCUUCUCCGUAGAGAAAAUAACAGGGCAGGCGGGGUGGGGAGUGGGGAAGUUUAAUGAAAUGAAGAAAUGAGUUCAAUGUGCAAGCAACCGCCUAAGUAAGGUCCUGGGAUUCCUAAUCGUAGACUUACUCAGGGAUCUAGAACCUGGUGCUUUGAAACAGUAGCUAACUCACCCUCCAAAAAAAAUGAGGAAACAUCGAUAUUUGCCCUUAGCAGCUAUCUUUUGUCUUUUACUCUCAGGAUAUCAUAUGGCUGAUGCCCAGCAGCAAGGAGCUAAUGUCAAAAUCGGUGCCGCUGCUGAUAUAAUAUUUCUAGUGGAUUCUUCUUGGAGCAUUGGAAAGGAACAUUUCCAACUUGUUCGGGAGUUUCUGUAUGAUGUUGUAAAACAAUUAGAUGUGGGUGAAAAUGAUUUUCGGUUUGGUCUGGUCCAGUUCAGCGGAAGCCCACAUACAGAGUUCCAGUUAAACACGUAUCAUACUAUGCAAGAAGUGCUCUCCCAUAUUUCACACAUGCCUUAUAUGGGGGGUGGAACCAAGACUGGACAAGGAUUAGAGUUCCUAAUUCGGAACCAUCUAACUAAAGCUGCUGGAAGCAGAGUGAGUGAUGGCACCCCCCAGAUAAUUAUAGUCUUAACGGAUGGACGAUCCCAAGAUGAUGUGACUCUGCCAUCAUCUGUUCUUAAAUCUGCUGAUGUAAACAUGUUUGCCAUUGGAGUGCAGGAGGCAGUGGAAGGGGAAUUAAAGGAAAUAGCAAGUGAUCCCCUUGAUAUGCACCUGUUCAACCUAGAGAACUUUACUGCUCUCCACGGCAUUGUGGGAGACUUAGUUGCAAGUAUUCGCUCAUCAGUGACUCCAGAAAUGCCUGGAGCAAAAGGCGAGAUUAAAGACAUCACAGCGCAAGAAUCUGCUGACAUUAUUUUCCUUAUUGACGGAUCAAACAACAUCGGCGCUGUCACUUUCGCAGCUAUCCGUGAUUUCAUUGCAAAUUUAAUUGAAAGACUAUCAGUUGGAGCUGAGCUCAUACGCAUUGGGGUGGUGAUGUAUAGUGAUCGACCCAGAACUGUUUUCUUCUUGAACAGCUACACCCAAAAAUCUGAUGUUCUAGAUGCAGUGAAGGCCCUUAGCGCACUCGGUGGCGAGGAAGCUAAUACUGGGGAAGCUCUUGAGUAUGUGGUGCAAAGCCACUUCACCCGGUCAGCAGGCAGCAGGAUAGAGGAAGGUGUGCCACAGGUUUUGGUGCUGAUAAGCGGCAGUGAAUCUAGCGAUGACAUUAGAGAAGGGGUUUUAGCCAUGAAGCAAGCUAGUAUAUUCUCAUUUAGCAUUGGGGUCCAAAGUGCUGACAAUGCAGAGCUUCAGCAAAUUGCUACUGAUGGAAGCUUCGUAUUUACUGCCCUGGACACAAGUAACCUUGCCGAACUUCAAGAACUGUUACUGCCAAACAUUGUUGGAGUGGCCCAAAGGCUCAUUUUGUUAGAUGCCCCAACCGUUCUUACAGAAGUUGUUGAAGUCAAUAAGAAGGACAUAGUCUUCCUGAUAGAUGGCAGCACAGCCUUGGGAAAUGCCCCUUUUAAUGCAAUUCGUGAUUUCAUUGCCAAAAUCAUCAACAGACUUGAAAUUGGACCGGACCUGAUCCAAGUUGCAGUGGCACAAUAUGCAGAAACUAUGAAACCGGAAUUUUAUUUCAAUACUUUCCAAACGAAAAAAGAGGUCCUUACCAAUGUUAGGAGAAUAAAGCCAGUCGGUGGCGCUCCGCUUAAUACAGGUUCUGCUCUGAGGCUUGUUAAAAACGAGUUCUUUACCAGUGGUGCUGGAUGCAGGAUCGAUGAAGGCGUCCUACCAAUGUUGGUCCUUAUUACUGGUGGUAAGUCCAGAGAUGAUGUUGCCCAACCAGCACAAGAAGUGAAAAGGAACGGCAUAGUGAUCCUUGCCGUUGGGUCCCGAAAUGCAGACCGUGCUGAACUGGAACAAAUUGCCUAUGGACCAAGCUUCGUAUUUACUCCCAGUGAGUUCCGCACUGUCACACUGCAAGGUAUUCUCCCUGAUAUUGUGACUCCUAUACGGACGCUGUCUGGAUCUUCUGUGCAAACAACAUCAGAAGUUCUGUUAAGCAAAAGGGAUAUCAUCUUUCUUUUGGAUGGAUCAGUCAACGUUGGAAAUACCAACUUCCCAUUUGUCCGUGACUUUCUUGUGAACCUAGUUAACUCCCUUGAUGUUGGAAUUGAUGAAGUACGAGUCGGCCUAGUGCAAUUUAGUGAGAACCCCAAAACGGAAUUCUUUUUAAACACUUUCCUAACCAAGCCAGAUGUACUUAAUCGCCUGAGGCAGUUGAGACUCCAAGGGGGAUCAGUACUGAAUGCCGGUGCUGCUCUAGACUUCGUUCUAUCCAAUCACUUCACUGAAGCCGGUGGGAGCAGGCUAGACGAGAACGUUCCUCAGGUGUUAGUCUUCCUUGCAGCAGGGCCAUCUGCCGAUUCUUUCCAGCAGGCUGCCAAUGCUUUAGCUCAUGCAGGAGUGCUGACAUUUUGCAUUGGUGUUAGAAAUGCUGAUAUAACAGAACUUCAGCAAAUCGCGUUUAAUCCACAAAUAGUAUAUUUUAAGGAUGAAUUCAGUUCUCUGGCAGAUUUACCACAGGAAAUGAUUAGGCCCCUAACGACGUAUAUUAGAGGAGAUGUGGAAGAAGUUGUAAUUCCAUCAACAGAAAGCAAGAUUGAUAUUUUAUUCUUGAUUGAUGGGUCAACAAAUCUUGCCGGUCAGGUUGCUGCAGUUCGAGAUUUUUUGGUCCGAAUUAUAUCUGACUUGAAUGUGGGGCCCGAUGCCGUACGUGUCGCUGUGGCACAGUUUAGUGACAAUGUACAACUUGAGUUCAAUUUCCAUGACAUUCCAUCCAAACAAGAAAUGCUUCAAAAGUUGAAAAAGAUGAAGAUAAAAUCAGGGAAACUACUCAACAUUGGUGCUGCAUUAGAUUAUGCCACGAGGAGUAUCUUUGUGAGCAAUGCAGGAAGCAGGAUUGAUGAAGGAGUGCCCCAAUUCUUAGUGCUCCUUGCGGCUGGAAGAUCAAGUGACAGUGUGGAUGACACAGCGGAUGCUUUGAAACAAGCUGGGGUUGUUACUUUUGUUGUCAAAACCCGGAGUGCAGAUCCCUCAGAAUUAGAAAAGAUUGUUUAUGACCCUCAGUUCAUUAUAACUGCUGAGUCCCUCUCUAGACUUGGAGACAUACAACCUGAAAUAGUCAGCCUACUGAAAACCAUUCAGAUUAAACAUCCAGUUGAUGAAGCUCAGAAGAAAGACGUUGUAUUUUUGAUAGAUGGUUCAGAUGGUAUCAGGCGUAGUUUCCCAGAACUGAAGUCCUUUAUACUGAGGAUGAUUGAUAAUCUGGAUAUUGGCCCUGACAAAGUCCGGGUUGCUCUGGCCCAACACAGCAAUACUAUAAAACCGGAGUUCCUUCUGAAUGAGUACUUGGACAAGGCAGAUAUAAUCCAGGCUAUCCAGAGAGUGUCUGCUAUGGGAGGUUCUCCAGUUAACACAGGAGCUGCCAUCAACUACCUUAUUAGCCAUGUGUUCACACAACAGGCUGGAAGCAGAGUAUCUGAAGGUGUCCCACAGUUCUUGAUACUGGUGACCGCUGAGAAGUCAACAGAUGAUAUCCGAAGGCCUGCCAUGGAUCUGAAGACAAAGGGAGCUGUGCCGUUUGGCAUCGGCAUCGGCAAUGCAGAUAUCACUGAACUCCGGGCAAUUUCGUAUGUUCCUGAAUUUGCACUCCUUGUUUCUGGUGUCAGCGAAUUGAAUACCGUACAGGAACUCAUUGCCGACAGAGUGACUCGGCUGACCAGGGCAGAAAUAGACGCUUUGAGGCCAUCAUCCCCUGAUUCAGGGGAUAUAAAAAGAGAUGUUGUAUUCCUUAUUGAUGGCUCGAAGUCUGCAGCUGGUGAAUUUAAUUCUAUUAUUGAAUUUAUUGAAAGACUCGUAAACAAUCUGAAUGUGGGUUCUGAUAACACUCGUGUAGCUGUGAUUCAAUUCAGUGAAGAUCCCAAGGUUGAAUUUCUUUUGAACGCACACUCUACCAAGGAUGAGGUACAAGCUGCACUAAGAAGGCUGAGACCCAAAGGAGGGAACAAAGUGAAUGCAGGGUCCGCUAUAGAAUAUGUGUCAAGAAAUAUAUUUACCAGGCCUUCAGGAAGCCGCUUAGAAGAGGGUGCCCCUCAGUUUUUAAUCCUCUUUCUUUCCCGUGAUCCUGACGAUAUUGUAGAGGAUUCUGCAGUUGAAGUCAAGCGAGUUGGUGUGGCAUCACUUCCUAUUGGAAAGAAUGUGGAUCGUGAAGAAAUGGUCAAAAUAGCUCUUAGCCCCGAAUAUGUAUUUCAGGUGUCAGCUUUUCGCCACCUGCCUAAUCUGGAGCAGAAACUGAUAACCCCUAUCACAACACUAACCGCACAGCAGAUAAAUACACUCAUUGGUGAUGUAUCAGUAAUUCCAGAUAUUGAUAGUGAAGCAAAAGACAUUGUCUUCCUUAUUGACAGCUCUGCCAAUGUUGUGCCAAAUGACCUCCCUCACAUUCGUGAUUUCAUCAUCAGAAUUGUCCAGCAGUUAGACAUUGGACCAAACAAAGUGAGAAUUGGUGUUGUCCAGUUCAGCAAUGAUGUAUUUUCUGAGUUCUUCUUAAAAACCUACUCAACCAAAGACGCUGUGAUACAAGCCCUGCGCCGUUUGCGGUACAGAGGAGGUUCUCCUCUGAAUGUUGGGAAGGCUCUGGACUUUGUUGUGAGGCACCACUUUGUGAAAUCUGCAGGAAGCAGGCGAGAAGACGGAGUCCCACAGCACUUAGUUCUCUUGCUUGGGGGGAGAUCCCAGGAUGAUGUCAGCAGACCGUCCAUUGUGAUACAGUCCUCUGGGAUCAAGGGUCUGGGUGUAGGAGCGAGGAAUGCAGACAGCGCGGAACUGCAGAGGAUUACCAAUGAUCCUAGAACUGUGUUUGUUGUGAAAGAGUUUACCCAGCUCCCAGCAAUAGAGAAACGAUUCUUUGCAUCAUUUGAGGCACCUCAAGAACCAACAGUAAUACCUCCUGAGAUCCCUACUGAUGGUAAAAAACAAGCAGACAUCGUCUUUUUGCUGGAUGGUUCCAUCAACUUUGGAAGAGACAAUUUCCAAAAAGUCGUUGACUUUGUGUAUGACAUAGUUGAUGCUAUUUAUGAAGAAGGGGAUUCCAUUAAAGUUGGCUUAGUGCAAUACAGCUCAGAAGUGAGUGAUGAAUUCUUUCUGAAGGAUUUCUCCAACAAGGAACAGAUCCUAGAGGCAGUGAAUAAAACGGUGUACAAAGGAGGCAGAGCUGCUAAAACUGGAUCAGCCAUCAAGCACAUCCAAGCAAAACACUUUGUGAAGGAGGCUGGCAGCAGGGCAGACCAGAGAGUCCCACAGAUCGCUUUUAUUAUAACAGGGGGCAAGCCUGAGGAUGAUGGGCAGACGGCAGUCUUGUCACUGGCUCAGAAGGGUGUCAAGGUAUUCGCAGUUGGCGUGAAAAACAUUGACCUCGGUGAGGUUUCCAAACUCUCCAGUGACAGCACCACAGCCUUUAGAGCUGCAACAGCCCAGGAACUCUCAGAGCUGAAUGAAGCCGUGCUGGUUACGUUGAAUGAUGUCAUGAAAGAGCAGUUGUGCCGAGGUGUGGGAGAAGUCUCAAGAGAUUGCAGUUUGGAUAUUAUACUGGGAUUUGAUGUCUCAGAUGUUGGACCAGGACAAAACAUAUUCAAUCUGCAGAGAGCACUUGAAUCACAGGUUGAAGACAUUCUGAACAGGAUCACUCAACUGCAGAGAAUUAGCUGCACUCGCAACCAGCCUCCAGUUGUGCGCGUGGCCAUCAUGGCACAAACCCCCUCUGGGGCUGUGGAAGCGUUUGACUUUUCUGAGUACCAGCCAGAGCUGUUCGAGAAGUUCCAAGCCAUGCGUAACGGUGGUCCAUAUGUCCUAACUGCAGAGACACUCAGAUCCUAUCAGAAUAAGUUCAGAACAGCUCCUGGUGGAAGCGUGAAGGUGGUGAUACACUUAACUGAUGGCAUUGAUGGUGCUAAAGGACAGUUAGCAGCUGCAUCUGCUGAUCUGAAGAGAGAAGGCGUCAGUGCUCUCAUCCUUGUAGGAUUGGAACGAGUGGCAAAUUUUGAGGAAGUGAUGCAGCUGGAAUUUGGGCGUGGCUUUAGUUAUAAUCGCCCUCUCCGAGUAAAUCUGCUGGAUCUAGAUUUUGAAUUGGCAGAACAACUGGAUAACAUCGCAGAAAAGGCAUGCUGUGGUGUGCCAUGCAAAUGUUCUGGACAACGGGGAGACAGAGGAUUGCCAGGUUUAAUUGGACCAAAGGGAGUUCCAGGGGAAAAUGGAUACAGAGGCUAUCCAGGAGAUGAAGGUGGACCGGGUGAUCGUGGACCACCGGGGGUCAAUGGAACUCAGGGAUUCCAAGGCUGUCCAGGAGAGAGAGGAACUAAGGGGAAUCGUGGAUUCCCAGGGGAAAAGGGCGAAUUGGGAGAGAUUGGUCUUGAUGGAAUAGAUGGAGAAGAGGGAAACAGAGGACAUCCAGGUUCUCCCGGAGAGAGGGGAAGCCCUGGCAGACGCGGUGGUAAAGGAAUCAAAGGGGAAAGAGGAGAAAGAGGUGACCACGGACUGCGAGGAGAUCCAGGGACGCCAGGAGCUGAUAACAACCAGAGAGGACCCAGAGGCCAAAAGGGUGAACUCGGACCAAUGGGAGAACGCGGAAGAGACGGACCUACAGGCCCCCCAGGAGAUCCUGGAAGGACUGGAGGACUUGGCAGAAGAGGACCUCCAGGAGUCAAAGGAAACAGAGGUGCAGCAGGACUACCAGGAGCUGCAGGAAAACAGGGUACAAGAGGGCCAGAGGGUCCACCUGGCCAAGCUGGAGCACCUGGUCUUCGGGGAGAGCAAGGCAUUCCUGGCCCAAGGGGUGCUGGAGGUCUACCUGGUUCUGCUGGGGAGCGUGGCAGACUUGGUCCUUUCGGUAAAAAAGGUGAACCUGGUGACCCUGGUCCAAAGGGGCCCAAUGGUCCACCUGGGCCUCGAGGAGAGACGGGAGAGGAUGGUCGAGACGGAGUCGGCACGGCUGGUGCUAAAGGCAGAAGGGGAGAAACUGGUUUCCCAGGAUAUCCCGGACAAAGGGGUGCACCUGGAGACUCUGGUACUGUUGGUGAUCCUGGCCCCAAAGGAAGCAGAGGUCACAGGGGAAGGGCAGGGGAACCUGGUGCACGAGGCCCAAGAGGAGAGAGAGGAUACCCAGGACCAAGUGGACUUAAGGGUAACAAAGGAGAAGCAAGAGAUGAAUGUGCACUUAUACGCAACAUCAAAGACAAAUGCCCUUGCUGUUAUGGUCCAAGAGAAUGCCCAAUAUAUCCAACAGAACUGGCAUUUGCUAUAGAUACCUCUGCUGGUGGAAGGGCGGAUGUUUUCAACAGAACGAAGCAAGCUGUGCUGACAAUUCUUAAUGAUCUCACAAUUGCUGAGAGCAACUGUCCACGGGGUGCCCGUGUUGCAUUAGUUACAUACAACAGCGAAAUCACCACUGAGAUCCGUUUCGCUGACUUCCGAAGGAAGAAAAACCUUGUGAAAAAGAUCGAGGACCUCCAAAUUCAGCAGACAUCAAAACAGCGAAAUCUAGAAGCUGCAAUGUCCUUUGUGGCCAGGAAUACAUUCAAACGUGCACGUAGUGGGUUCCUCAUGAGGAAGGUGGCUGUUUUCUUCACCCAUGGGCCAGCAACAACAGCAGCAUCUCCACAACUGAAUGAGGCUGUGAUGAAGCUCUACGACGCUGGAGUCGUGCCCGUGUUCCUUACCAGCAGAGAGGACAGGGACCUUGUAAAUGCACUGCAGAUCAACAACACUAUAGGUGGACAGGCUAUUGUAUUUGCUGGUGGUGCAAAUCAACAGGCCCAAGCUCUUAGGAGAGCAUUAACAUGCCAUAUUUGUUUAGACGUGUGUGAUCCUGAUCCCAGCUGUGGUCCCCAAAGGGCUGGCUUUGGUAGAGACAGACGGGCAGCCCCUACAGAUGUUGACAUUGAUGUAGCAUUCCUCCUGGAUAGCUCUGAUAGCACUACUCCACUGCAGUUCAGAGAGAUGAAGAACUACAUUUCAUACCUAGUAAGCCAGAUGGCUCUGAGCUCCGAUCCCAAGGCAUCCCGGCACCAUGCCAGGGUAGCUGUCAUCCAACAUGCUCCUUAUGAAUUUGAAUCAAACUCAAGUGCAUCUCCCGUCAAAGUUGAAUUGUCAUUGACAGACUAUGCAUCUAAAGAACAGCUGAUGGAUUUCAUUAGUAAUCAAAUGGUGCAGCUGUAUGGGACACGAGCUGUGGCAAGUGCAAUAGAAUAUACAACAAGACACAUUUUUGAGAGUGCACCUAAUCCCAGAGAUCUCAAAGUCUUUGUCUUGAUGAUGACAGGAGAAGUUAAAAAUGGAGAACUGGAACACCUUCAGAAAGUUAUUGCAGAAGCUAAAUGCAAAGGAUACUUUUUUGUCAUAGUAGGCAUUGGUAAGAAACUUAACAUCAAGAAUAUCUACAGUUUGGCAAGUGAGCCUAAUGAUGUCUUCUUCAAAUACAUUGACAAGCCAUCCGAGUUUAACGAAGAGCCGUUGUUACGCUUUGGAAACCUCUUGCCAGCCUUUAUCAGCAGUGAAAAUGCCUUUUACCUGUCUCCAGAGGUCAAGAAACAAUGUGACUGGCUCCAGGCUGAUCAGCCAGUCCAAAAAUUUGGUCAGAAACAAAUAAAUGUUCCAAAUAAUGUUACUGCCUUGCCUUCUACAACAAGAAAGCCAGAAGACAAUGACUUUGGCUUUCCUUCUGCAGAGAGCAUGCCCCUGCCCAAAUUACCUUCAGCAGCUAAAGCAAAUCUGAUAGUGAAUGCUGAGCCAUUGCAAGGACCUGAAACGGAUCCUUGCUUGCUGGACCUUGACAUGGGCACACAGUGCAAGGAGUAUCAGGUUAAGUGGUUCUUUGACUACAAAAACAAGAUCUGCACCCAGGUUUGGUAUGGUGGGUGUGGUGGUAACGCCAAUAGAUUUGAGACAGAAGCUGACUGCAUUAACAAAUGCUUGAAGCCAUCAGAUGAGACAGUCAUGCAGCUGCCUGUCCUUGCGAAAAGCCACUUGUCAGGACAGAAAGUGCCCAAGAAGAAAGUACCCAGGAGGAAAUUAUCCAGAAGGAAAUUGGAAAGCAGAGCAAAAAACAUAGCAAGAGCAGUGAAAGAUAUCUGUAUGUUGGAGAAAAAAGUAGGACCCUGCAGGAAUUUUACCCUGAAAUGGUCCUUUGACCCAGCACGCAGAAGCUGUACUAGAUUCUGGUAUGGGGGUUGUGAUGGAAAUGAAAACAGAUUUAACACACAAAAAGAAUGUGAAAAUCUCUGCAUGUCGGCCCUUGAAAAACCUAGCAUUGCAACAACAAUAGGAACCUAAAUCACAGCAAAACAUCAACGUUUACCUCUAAGAAAAUCAGGGGUCAGCCAUUGCCAUCAUACCCCUCAUAAAAGCUAAGGGUAUAGACUACCUUGCACUGUGCUAUUUCUGCUUUAUGUUCUAAGCAAACCUUGAAGAAAGAGUUUGGCUGCACGACUUUUAUCAAUAUGGUGCUAAACUGUUUGUGGACUGAAUGCUAAAUAUGUCUGGGAUAUACUCUAUAUUGUCAACAUUAUGUAAUAUGUACCCACCACAGAUCUUAUUUGUUUGAGCAAAUUACAGUUUCUUUUGAGUUCUGGCAUCAUCCCUAUUUUAGGCAGUGUAAAGACUAGAAAAUAAUGAAACACAAAUCACUGCCAACUGUUAUGUACUUGCUUUUAUCAUUUCCAUAACUGAGCAUAACUUUAGAUGGAAAGCCUUGUAUUAAAAAGAGUAGUCAAUCCUGGAACACAAACAGUCCAAAUUUUCAUUCUGGUUUUAUUCUUCCUGGAUUAGACUUUAUACUAAUUCUCUUUUAUGCAUAUGUGAUCAAUCAAACCAGAAAAAUCCAGUAUUUCUUAAUACAGAUGCACUGCUAGGACCAACAACUGAAUUAAAGAAUUUUUAAAAUAUGGUGUAGAAGGUUAUUGGCAAUCCUCUAAUGUGUGUUUUAUAUUUUUUUUGUUUUGGGGAUUUGGGGGACAGGAAUUUCUUUUAAUUGUGGUAUUUGUUUUUAGGAACUCUAUACAAAAGAACUGUUAAAUAAAGUUAAAUCGUGAUUUAGAAA
Messenger RNA from Varanus komodoensis (Komodo dragon), 10498 nucleotides. RefSeq names its product collagen type VI alpha 3 chain (gene COL6A3). Gene Ontology annotation, molecular function: serine-type endopeptidase inhibitor activity. The transcript has 46 exons. The record is from RefSeq and is a predicted model, not a curated record. Lineage: Eukaryota; Metazoa; Chordata; Lepidosauria; Squamata; Varanidae. The coding region runs from base 487 to 9732 and encodes 3081 amino acids.